Messenger RNA from Myxozyma melibiosi, 1869 nucleotides. RefSeq names its product HotDog domain-containing protein. The record is from RefSeq and is a predicted model, not a curated record. Gene Ontology annotation, biological process: acyl-CoA metabolic process. Gene Ontology annotation, molecular function: fatty acyl-CoA hydrolase activity. NCBI's taxonomy places the organism in Eukaryota, Fungi, Ascomycota, Lipomycetes, Lipomycetales, Lipomycetaceae. Gene Ontology annotation, cellular component: mitochondrion. The transcript is spliced from 3 exons. The coding region runs from base 390 to 1730 and encodes 446 amino acids.
CGAGAUGAAACUGCAUAUUCGCUGCCUCUUCAGGGUGUUUUGCUUGUUCAUUUAUUGCUAGCUUCUCAUAAAUCACAUACAUUACCAUCAUCGUAGAUGUAAAUCAAGCAGAAAAACGAGAGAAACACGCAUCCGACGCCCAUCGGCUGGCGGACAUCCGCGCCCUGCCGCUUAGCUCAGCGUGGCUCGCUGCCAGUUUCGGCAUCGUCGGCGCCGGAAGAGAACACGGACUCAUCCCACCUGCCUUUAUAAGCCUGGCUUUUUCUUGUUUCUUGAUUCUUGAUUCUUGAUCCCUGCCUGUGUGUGAAAGAGAAUUAGGAUCGGUGAUAUUUAGUUGAUUCAGUUGAUUGGAUAUUGCAUUGUUGGUGCUGGUGAUAAUCGUAUUAAAGAUGCUCAGCAGUAAGCAAACCCUUCGCCGCGCUCUGCAGUCGCUUGCGCGAUCGCGUCCGCUCACCCCUCUGGCGAGCAAGCGCACGUUCAUUCCCCAAGUGAACCGUUCUCCCGCAUCGCCGAUGCGCCGAACCGUCACCUGGCUCGAUGCCCUGCACGCGCGCGAGGAAGGCCGGCCCGCGAGCGUGUCGAAGCUGGUCGCAAACUCGAACGAGCCGCCGGUGAUCGAGGAGCGCUCGAUGGACGACAGUUAUACGACAAUCACGUUGCCGUUUAAGGAGGAUCCGUGGCUUUUAGAUGCUUAUGUUAAUUCGACUGGUCGGUUGAGAAUCGGACAGAUCUUCCAGGAUUUGGAUGCGCUGGCGGGCGUUAUUGCGUACAAGCACUGCGCGCCGGCCGAUCCGACGAUCGUGACCGCGUCGGUCGACAGAAUCAGUCUGCUGAAGCGACUGACUGUCUUGUCUGACAUCGAGCUCUGCGGAAACGUGACCUGGACGGGUCGGUCGUCGAUGGAGAUCACGAUCAAGGCGCGCACGAUCCUCGACAACGAGACAUUUUUGGUCGCGAACUUUACCUUUGUCGCGCGGCACCCGAUCACGGGCAAGAGCUUCCCUAUCAACCAUCUCGUGUGCCGGAACGAUUCCGAGAAGCAGAUCUUUGACCGCGCGGAGCAGUACAAUGCGGCGAAGAAGCGCGCGGCCAAGGUCGGCGGGCUGCUGACCUCGCCGCCAAACAGCGAGGAAGCCGAGAUCAUCCACGCGAUGUGGCUGCGGCAGAAGGCCUACGAGGACCCGAACUCGGGGCUCGAGUUGCCGGCGGGAGUGGUGAAGAUGCACGAGACCGAGAUGCGGUCGACGACGCUGAUGCAGCCGCAGUACCGCAACCGACACAGCUACAUGAUCUUUGGCGGCUACCUGCUGCGGCAGACGUUCGAGCUUGCGUACUGCUGCGCGGCGGCGUUUUCUCACGGCACGCCUCACUUUAUCUCGCUUGACCAGACCACGUUCCGGUCGCCGGUGCCGGUCGGCUCGGUGCUCUACCUGACGGCGUCGGUGGCGUACACGCAGCACAAGCCCAAGUCGCCUACGGGCUCGCCGGCGGGUACGUUUGUGCAGGUGCGCGUGGACUCGACGGUGCGGGAUAUCGAGCACGGCACGGCGGAGGACUCGGGCUCGUUUACGUAUACGUAUUUCGUGGAGAACAAGACGGUGUCGGUGUUGCCGGUCAGCUACGAGGAGGCGAUGCAUUACGUCAACGGGCGCCGCAGUUCGAUUGAGAGCAAGAGCUUUGGCGAUGCGCUGCAAGGUCUUGAGAACUUGGCCAAGAGUCUGACGGAUUAGGCGGGGAAGAGAAAGCAAGUGAGCAAGUUGUCGCAUAGCAAGAGUACAAUAGAGAAAAUAGCAUACUUUGAUGGUGGAGGCGAUAGCGGCUCAGAGUCAAGUCCGCCCUGCAGCGGCGCAGCAGCAGCAUUAACCAUAA